Molecule: messenger RNA, 550 nt
Organism: Onychomys torridus (southern grasshopper mouse)
Lineage: Eukaryota; Metazoa; Chordata; Mammalia; Rodentia; Cricetidae
Product: keratin-associated protein 9-1-like
Exons: 1
Coding region: 20-550 (176 amino acids)
Cellular component (GO): keratin filament
Source: RefSeq, a predicted model, not a curated record
UCCAUCCACAUCCAACACCAUGACCAACUCCUGCUGCUCCCCUUGCUGCCAGCCCACCUGUUGCAGGACCACCUGCUGCAGGACCACCUGCUGGAGACCCAGCUGUGUGAGCAGCUGCUGCCAGCCCAGCUGCUGUGGCUCCAGCUGCUGCCAGCCUUGCUGCCAGCCCACCUGCUGUAGGACCUGCUUCCAGCCAAGCUGUGUGAGCAGCUGCUGCCGCACACCCUGCUGCCAGCCCUGCUGCUGUGUGUCCAGCUGCUGCCAGCCUUGCUGCCAGCCCAGCUGCUGCCAGCCCAGCUGCUGUGAGUCCAGCUGCUGCCAGCCCAGGUGCUGUAUCUCCAGCUGCUGCCAGCCCUGCUGCCAGCCCAGCUGCUGCAGGCCCUGCUGCAAGCCCUGCUGUGAGCCCUUCUGCCUCAACCUGUGCUGCCAGCCAGCUUGCUCUGGACCUGUGACCUGCACCAGGACUUGCUACCAGCCCACAUGUGUCUGUGUGCCUGGCUGCCUGUCCCAAGGCUGCGGGUCCAGCUGCUGUGAGCCCUGCAGCUGUUGA